AUGCCACACGUAAAUGCAUUUGAAUCAAUACGGAGUCUACUACCACGAGAUGACAGCACUUGUAUAGACACUUCUACAUGUCCUGUAGGAGUAUGUCCCACAUGUAAAGAUGGUUUUGAAUGUACACUAAUAGCUCCUACUUGUUCGGACUGUCCCUACUAUACAUGUAUUUCAGUUCUGCCAACCAGUCGUCAAAUACCAGUUGGUGCAAUAGUAGGAGGAGUUCUUGGUGGGUUAGCCUUAAUAGCUAUAGUUGGACUUAUUGCAUAUUAUUUCCUUAUCUAUAAGAAAAAAUCAAAACUUCUGUUGGAUUCAGUAGAAGAAGAUUUAACAAGUGAUGAAAUUUCCUUAUCAAAAUUAUCAGGUGGAGAAGUUGUUUCACCUACAGCUGUAAGUUUCAAUCUGGGUAAUGAACCGGGACUACAUCCACCAAAUACAAGAAAAUCAGGUAAUAAAAGAGCAUCUGUAUAUGACUCAUUCACAAAACCUGGCGCAAUCAAAAAUAAAGGUAGAAACGUACAAGCUGAACAAAGACGGGCAAGACAAGAACAAAUCAUCUCACAAGCUAAUAGACAAUUAAGACAACAACAAGGAAAUAAAGUAUAUGGAGAUUGGAAUCGUAAUUCAGUGGCAACCUCAAUAUCUACAACCAAUGCAUCGAAUAUAUUACCUAUUGCAUAUAUCCCCGGUGUUACUGUGCGUCCAACUAAGAACAACACCCGUUCAGUCUAUUCUUAUGAAACAGACUCGGUAUUUUCGGAUUUGAAUACUAUUGAAAACGCGUCAAUUAUUGGUGAUGUCGCAACCGCAAAUAGAAUGGCCUUGGAAACAUCGCAAGGAGGAGCUCAAGCCACAAUGACUGCAAUCAAAGCACAACCUAAAUUAGUCAAUGUGGAUAGGAUUGACGAAGAUGAUGAAUAUGAGGAUGAUGACGAUGACGAUCUUCUCGAUGACGAUGACGAUGAAUACCAAGACAUGCAAGAACGAUUUGCGUCUUCUGAUAAAUUAGUAACACCAACAGCCGAAUCAUUCACUACUGCCAAUAAAGAAAUGAUAAUCAAUCCAAAUGAAUCUGGACAUGAAAGUGAAGAUGAUGAUUCGGAUGUGGAUUCAGAUAUAGGUGAAAUCACCCGUGCUACAUCUGUAAAAAGAGAGAAACCAGUGCUUAGAAAAGUCCGUCCUCAAUCAGGUGCUGCCGAAGAACAACAAGUCAUAGUGGAUAUGAAUCAACUGGGAAUCCCAUUGGAAUUUCUUGAUUCUAAAGAUGAGGACACUCGUGGGUCAUUUAUAUUUGAUGUGGAAUUUGAUCAUGAAAAACCACAGAUGGGAGAUCUGAAGUUACGGGAAUCAACAAAUGGUGCAUCGAGUCCAUUUGCUGACCCAUAG
Hemisphaericaspora subhashii is the source of this 1386-nucleotide messenger RNA. RefSeq names its product Opy2p (gene OPY2). NCBI's taxonomy places the organism in Eukaryota, Fungi, Ascomycota, Pichiomycetes, Serinales, Debaryomycetaceae. The transcript has a single exon. Bases 1 to 1386 code for a protein of 461 amino acids. The record is from RefSeq and is a predicted model, not a curated record.